Penicillium oxalicum is the source of this 1221-nucleotide messenger RNA. RefSeq names its product epoxide hydrolase. NCBI's taxonomy places the organism in Eukaryota, Fungi, Ascomycota, Eurotiomycetes, Eurotiales, Aspergillaceae. The coding region runs from base 1 to 1221 and encodes 406 amino acids. Gene Ontology annotation, molecular function: epoxide hydrolase activity. The transcript has 4 exons. Gene Ontology annotation, biological process: epoxide metabolic process. The record is from RefSeq and is a predicted model, not a curated record.
AUGUCGAGUCCGGCAAAGCCUUACCAGAUCGCUGUGUCCGAUGAGGAUCUUCACGAUCUCAAACAGCGUCUUCAGCUCGCUAAAUUUCCGUCUCAAUUCGAGUCGGCGGACCAAGAUUCCUGGGAUUUUGGUGCCCCGGCGAGCGAGGUGAAACGGCUUGCCAAAUUUUGGCACGACGGCUUUGACUGGCGAAAAGCUGAAGCGAAACUGAACCAGUUGCCGCAAUACCACACAGACAUCGAAGUUGACGGGUUUGGGGUUUUGGACAUUCACUUCGUCCACCAGAUCAGUCCCACAGAGGGCGCCAUUCCACUUCUUUUCAGCCAUGGAUGGCCGGGAUCAUUCUUUGAAGUCUCGAAAUUGUUGCCAGGACUUCAAGGUGGCGGUGAUCAUCCGUCAUUCAACGUCGUUGCCCUGUCACUUCCAAAUUUUGGAUUCUCGUCCGGUGUAACCCGCCGCGGGUUUGGUCUGAGACAAUACGCCGAAACAUGCCACAAGCUGAUGCUCAAGCUGGGCUACAAGCAAUAUGUUACUCAAGGCGGGGAUUGGGGCUAUGCGAUUACCCGAACGAUGGGACUUUUGUAUCCCGAGAGCUGUAAGGCUUCGCACGUCAACGUGGCCGUGUCGGAUCCCCCUCGGUGGUCCAGUAGCCCAUUCCUAGCCCUGCAGCAUGCUCUGACCCCGUAUACUCCACGAGAGCAGGCAGGACUUGGGCGAUCGCAAUGGUUCCGCCAAGAGGGAUAUGGAUACAACAUCCUUCAAAGCACCAAGCCUCAGACCAUUGGGACAGCACUUGCAGACAGUCCGGUCGCACUGCUCGCAUGGAUUUUAGAGAAACUGCACGACUGGACCGAUUCUUAUCCAUGGACAGAUGACGAGAUUUUGACUUGGGUCUCAAUUUACUGGUUUUCCAAAUCAGGCCCCGAAGCGAGUACGCGGAUUUACUACGAAGCAACGCACGUCGAGCCUGCCACGGGAAUCAAGUAUGAGCAGAUCAAAGCUUACAUUCCCCAGGUCAAGCUUGGUAUCAGUCACUUCCCGCGGGAAAUCUCAAUUGUACCGUCAACAUGGGCAGCGGGCUUGGGCCCUGUGGUACAACAGACGGAGCAUGAGAGGGGGGGUCAUUUUGCGGCGUGGGAAGUCCCGGACGCCAUUCUUCAAGAUCUGCGGGCAAUGUUCGGGAAAAAUGGUCCAUGUCAUGCAGUUCUCUCGAAGAGGUGA